Cooperia oncophora is the source of this 402-nucleotide messenger RNA. The record is from the annotation of a GenBank genome assembly. Lineage: Eukaryota; Metazoa; Nematoda; Chromadorea; Rhabditida; Trichostrongylidae.
AUGAUGUACUCUGACCAAUCGAUGGCGCAAUUUUUCAACGAAACAGAACUUCGCAAGGCAAUUGACAGAUAUGAUGUGAGCAUGUCGUUCAAGCCAGCCAUCCAGAAAAAGAAACGAUGGGAUCUCUGGGGAGGGCUUUAUUAUGCCGGAACCAUCUACACAACAAUAGGUUAUGGAGAUUUGGCAGCUGUAACGUUUUGGGGUCGUAUAUUCACGAUGAUUUACGCGAUUAUCGGUAUACCGAUGGUUAUCACGAUCCUGAACGAUUGGGGUACAAUCAUGUUUCACACUGCGAACAGGAUAUGGAAAAGGCUUCCAUCGUACUCGGCUAUUUUUCAGUAUCUGAAGAAGACUUUCAAACGCAAGCAACGUCAGGGAUCAGAAGGAGGUUUGCUGCUUUAG